Molecule: messenger RNA, 2193 nt
Organism: Orbilia oligospora ATCC 24927
Lineage: Eukaryota; Fungi; Ascomycota; Orbiliomycetes; Orbiliales; Orbiliaceae
Exons: 4
Coding region: 1-2193 (730 amino acids)
Biological process (GO): ergosterol biosynthetic process; triterpenoid biosynthetic process
Cellular component (GO): lipid droplet
Molecular function (GO): lanosterol synthase activity
Source: RefSeq, a predicted model, not a curated record
AUGGGUCUCCCGUCGAAACCCGUGGGAAUCGGAAAGAUUCCAACCUCGGACUAUAAAACCCCAUUUACGGACUACUCUCGAUGGCGUCUAAAGGACGACCAUGGUCGUCAGACAUGGCAUUACCUCUCUGAGGCUGAAGCAAAGAAAUGGAAGCAGUCAACUGCAGACAAGUACUUUCUUGGCUUAAAUACCGAACAACCCGAACUAGCGCCCCCGAGAACCCCGUUGGAUGUCGCCCGUAAUGGGUUGACCUUCUUUUCAAAACUGCAAUUGCCCGGUGGUAACUGGGCAUGCGACUACUCUGGUCCCAUGUUCCAACUUGCGGGGAUGGUAAUGUGCUGGUAUUCGACUGGAAUCCCGUUCCCAGAAGAUUGGGCUAUUGAGAUCAUUCGGUACCUAUGCAAUCGUGCACACCCCGAAGACGGUGGUUGGGGUUUGCAUACCGAAGGCGAAAGCUCCGUGUUUGGUACCACAAUCAAUUACACAACCCUUAGGCUCCUAGGGAUGCCAGCGGAUCAUCCUGUCGCAGUGAAGGCGAGACAGAAGCUCCACGAGAUGGGAGGAGCAUUGGGUGUUCCCCAUUGGGGUAAGGCCUGGCUUGCAAUGAUAGGUUGCUUUGAGUGGGAAGGAAUGAACCCUAUCCCGCCAGAACUCUGGCUACUUCCUGACUGGAUUCCUCUGCACCCUUAUCGGUGGUGGAUUCACACUCGCGCUGUCUACCUCCCGAUGUCUUAUAUCUGGUCGAAACGUCACUCUCGACCUUUGAAUGAUCUAACCCGUGCUCUCCGUGCGGAACUCUUCAUUCAGCCUUAUUCAUCCAUAAACUUCGCUGCUCACCGUAACACCAUCCGCGCUGAAGACAUAUAUCACCCACAUACCCUCGUUCUCGACCUUUUCAAUACUGCCUGCACAUUUUGGAGUAAAUAUUUACUCCCCAAUUGGUUAAAAAAAUGGGCAGAAGACUAUGUAUAUUCUCUGGUUGUCCGAGAGGACGAAAAUACACUCUACGUAAACCUCGGCCCCGUCAACAACCCACUCCAGAUGUUGUGUCGCUAUAUUGCAGAAGGUCCUGAUAGUCCCGCGGUCCUCGGCCAUAUGGAUCGUCUCCAGGACUAUCUCUGGGUCAACGAAGAAGGCAUGCUGCUUAAUGGUACCAACGGUGUCCAGGUUUGGGAUACUUCGUUUGCUGUUCAAUCCGUUGUUGAAUGCGGUUUCUCGACUCAACCCGAAUGGAAAGACAUGCUCAACUCGGCCCAUCAAUUUUUGGAAGACCAGCAAAUCUCUCUAGAGAUUAGUGAUGAAAAGCAGAAAUGCUACCGACAACAACGCAAGGGUGCUUGGGCUUUCUCGACUCGUGAUCAGGGUUAUACAGUCUCAGAUUGCACAGCAGAAGCACUGAAGGCUGUUAUACAGAUCCAAAUGACACCAGGAUUUCCAGAGCUUGUCUCAAACCAAAGAAUGAGAGACGCCGUCGACGUCAUGUUGGCAUUGAGGAACCCAAGUGGAGGGUUCGCCAGUUACGAAGUUAUCAGAGGCAUCAAACAAUUAGAAUGGUUCAAUGCUGCGGAGGUUUUCGGGAGAAUUAUGAUUGAGUAUGAAUACCCCGAAUGCACAACAGCCGUAGUAACAGCAUUGGUCUAUUUCCAAAAAGUAGAUAAAGUCUAUCGCGCUGAGGAAAUCAAGCAGACUAUCAAGAACGCUGUUGAUUGGAUUAUAUCUGCUCAAAGGAAAGAUGGAAGCUGGGAGGGCUCCUGGGGUAUCUGCUUCUCUUACGCUAUGAUGUUUGCUCUUGAAUCUCUCCGUCUAGUUGGAUAUACCUAUGAAUCCUCGGAACGAGUUCGUCUGGCCUGCCAGUUUUUGGUGGACAAGCAGAUGCCUGACGGAGGGUGGGGUGAAAGUUACAUGAGCUGUGUAAAGGGCCAGUGGAUCGACCAUGAGAAGAGUCAGGUCGUGAAUACUAGUUGGGCUUUGAUCGCUUUACUUCAAGCUGGAUACCCAGGAAAGGAGGUUAUCAAGAGGGGUGUUGAUCUAUUGAAGAGCCGGCAGCAAAAAAAUGGGGAGUGGCUACAGGAAGGUAUUGAGGGUGUGUUUAACAGAAGCUGCAUGAUUACAUAUCCUAACUACAAGUUCGCGUUUCCGAUCAAGGCUUUAGGGAUGUAUGCGGCGAAGUAUGGCGACGAAAAGCUUUGGUAG